This is a messenger RNA of Girardinichthys multiradiatus, 7111 nucleotides long. It is a transcript of the gene nfia, whose product is annotated as nuclear factor I/A. Lineage: Eukaryota; Metazoa; Chordata; Actinopteri; Cyprinodontiformes; Goodeidae. The transcript is spliced from 11 exons. Bases 822 to 2315 code for a protein of 497 amino acids. The record is from RefSeq and is a predicted model, not a curated record. Gene Ontology annotation, molecular function: RNA polymerase II cis-regulatory region sequence-specific DNA binding; DNA-binding transcription factor activity, RNA polymerase II-specific. Gene Ontology annotation, cellular component: nucleus. Gene Ontology annotation, biological process: regulation of transcription by RNA polymerase II.
AAAGCAGUCAGUGAUGAAAUGUAAAAUUUUCCUGAAACAGCAGCCAGGAUUUUACAGCUUCCUCCCAGAGUUUCCUGGAAACAUUUCGGGAAAGGUUCCUGGGGAAGGAGGGAUAAUGCCCCCCCGCUGGCAGGAAAAGCUGGUUUUUGAGUCUGGAUAUGAGACGGGGUGACUUGUUAAGUGGGAUUUGGUUUGCAGCAGACAGAGUGUGAAGAGGAGGCGGAGAGAGCAGGUCAGGAAGCUGAGCACUUAGGAAUGUUGGAAUGUGGCUCCGAACAUCCAGGGCUUCAGAUUCACUGUGGGAUGAGAGGAGAGACGAGCUGAGCUCAUCUCGGCCGCCCGAGGCCUCAGACACAAAUGCAUCUGAGCAGGAAUAAGGAACGCCAAUGUUCCGGGCCGUCCUGCAGAGAGAUUUGAGAGCUCAGAAAGAAGCUGCUGAGCUGCUGGAGGCACUUUUGGAGAGAAACCCGUUCUCCUGGAGCUGGUCCAAGAAGAAACAAUGUGCCGUAUUCAGAGCCCAGAACGGGGGGGUGCAGCUUCGCAGCUGGCGCUCCAACGCACAGCCUGUAGAUAUGGUUUCCAUGUCGGAGUCAGAGCUCCGAGCUGAAAAACUCUCUGAGCAUCCUGCUCUUGUUUUUGGAAAUUUAACCUGAAACCUGGAGCAGAACCCGGAGCUGGUGUUGGAAAAUAGAUUCCUGUUUCAAUUAUUUCUGAGUGAAACGACUCUGCUGUUUAACCCGACUGCAGAAGGAAGCAGCUCCCAUUUAUCGGAAAAGUACAAAUCCAUAUUCUUCCAGUGAACAACUACAUUUUCUGCAUUAAUGAUGGAGUCAGGACUGAUUUCAGGAUCCGGUAGACGCACGGCAUGUUGGGACGAAACGGGACGUCCUCACUGUGAGGAUGAAUUCCAUCCUUUCAUCGAAGCUCUGCUACCCCACGUCCGGGCCUUUGCCUACACAUGGUUCAACCUGCAGGCCCGCAAGAGGAAGUUCUUCAAGAAGCAUGAGAAGCGCAUGUCCAAGGAGGAGGAGCGCGCUGUGAAGGACGAGCUGCUCAGUGAGAAGCCAGAGGUCAAACAGAAGUGGGCUUCCCGCUUGCUGGCCAAACUGCGUAAGGACAUCCGACCCGAGUUCAGGGAGGACUUUGUUCUGACUGUGACGGGGAAGAAGGCUCCGUGCUGCGUGCUGUCCAACCCAGACCAGAAGGGCAAAAUGAGGAGAAUCGACUGCCUGCGGCAGGCCGACAAGGUGUGGAGGCUGGACCUGGUCAUGGUGAUUUUAUUCAAAGGUAUUCCCCUGGAGAGCACGGACGGGGAGCGGCUCGUCAAGUCGCCGCAGUGCUCCAACCCGAGUCUGUGCGUGCAGCCGCAUCACAUCGGCGUCUCAGUAAAGGAGCUCGACCUCUACCUGGCCUACUUCGUGCACGCAGAAACGAGCCAAUCAGAAAGCCCCAACCAGGCCAGCGAAUCAGACAUCAAGGAGCAGCCAGAGAACGGUCACCUGGGAUUCCAAGACAGCUUCGUUACACCUGGAGUCUUCACCGUGGCCGAGCUCGUCCGAGUCUCUCAGACUCCAAUCGCAGCUGGAAGCGGGCCGAACUUUUCCCUGGCCGACCUGGACAGCUCAUCCUACUACAGCAUGAGCCCAGGACCCAUGAGGAGACCACUGCCCAGCACCUCCUCCUCCAGCUCUGCGAAAAGGAUAAAGUGCAUGGAGGAGGACGUGGACAGUCCGGGUGAGGAGUCCUACUAUCCAGGUCAGGGUCGAUCCCCGGGCAGCGGCAGCCAGGCCAGCAGCUGGCAUGACGUGGAGCCAGCUGGAUAUAAGCUGCGUGGCUCUCUAGCUAGCUCGUUCAUCUCCCGACAAGCGAGCCCCCACGCCCCCCCCUCCAGCCUCCAUUUCUCCUCCUCCCCCAUUCUGCAGCAGCCCGGAUCCUAUUUCUCCCACCCAGCCAUCCGGUACCACCCGCAGGAGACGCUCAAAGAGUUUGUCCAGCUGGUGUGCCCUGACUCCGCCCAGCAGGCUGGACAGGUGGGCCUCCUCAACCCCAACGGCAGCUCCCAGGGGAAAGUCCACAACCCCUUCCUGCCGACUCCCAUGCUGCCACCUCCCCCGCCUCCCCCAAUGGCCCGGCCCGUCCCGCUGCCGGUCGACUCCAAGCCGCCCUCCACCUCCUCCACGGAGGGGGGAGGCAACUCCCCCUCCUCCCCCACGUACACCACCCCGACCACAUCUCCAGCCCAGAGGUUUGUCAGCGUCGGGCCCAGAGACCCUGGAUUCAACAUCCCUCAGCAACCACAGUGGUACCUGGGAUAAGGACACCUGAGGCGCCAGCACCCAUCUUACAGUAAACUGCUGCAAUCUCUUCCUCCACCUUUGACACCAGCUGUGACAGACAGCCCAUCUCAUCUGUCCCUGGUCAACCCCCUUCCCAAUCCUGCAGAUCCUGGCUCCAUUGUCAAAUGACUCAGCGUCAGCAUGGCUAAAGCGGAUCAAACGUACCCCACUCUGUGAAUUUUUGUCCCAGAAGUCGUUGCAGAAUCUUGGAUCAUAUAUCUGUACUGCUGGAUCUGAGCCCUGAACCUUUUCCCCUGAAUCCCUGAUCUGAGGGGGAGUGACCCGCUUCUGGGAAAGUCGUCAGACUGAAUCACAGAAAUGCCUCUUUGAAAGAACUACGUAUCCCAUAUUUUUUUGCAGUGUGAACUUGCAGUGCUUUGAAGCCCUCCAUGCUGCCACCACCGCCCCUCCCUUCUCAGUGGAUCCUUGCAGCCUGGGGCUGGUGGGGCAGGGGUUGAUGGAGGGGGGCUGAGGUGUUACCUGGCUUAGAGACACCAGCAGAAAUACACCUCCUGGGAUGGACUUCGCAUCUGUACCUGGCUCUCUCUAUGAGGACAUGGACCAUACCUUGAUGGGAAGAGCUGAGCUGGGAGACGGUGCAGCAUGAACUAAAUGUGGGGGGCUCGGGGUGGGGGGUCCUGAAGGCCCAUGGCGGUCUGGAUUUGUUGGUAGGUUUCACCAGGCGCUUGUUUCUCUGGAGGCUUCGGCUUCAUAGCUCAUUGGUUUCUCUCUUUUAGUCACCAUUUCCUCCUCCAUCCAUCCACCUGUCUGGGUGAAGAUGCAGUGUACGCAGGGCGGGCCGAACCUCCGGGGUCCGGAGCCAUUCAGUCAGGAGAGAGCCUCGUCUCUCAAACCUAACAGUGAAAUCAUGAGGAAAAGUGCAAUUUUGUUGACUAGCUGUUGGAUUAUUAAAAAUCGUAUAUCUAAAUGUAUAUUUUUCUUCUAGUCCGUUCGCACCUCUGGACUCUAAAAUACUGGGGUAACAAAUCAAACAGACCUGGGUUCACUGAACCCUGACCUCAUGACAAAUAAGGGAUCCGCGUUGACUUUGGUCAUUUUUUGUACCUCUAUGAUAUUGAUAUGAGAACCCCUUAAAGAGAAAUCAGUUUCUUAGCAUCUCGUGCAGCUGCUUUUUAUUUGGUUAAAAAACGCAAAGCGAUUAAUUUAUUUUAGUGUUUCAGAAAAGACAAGUUAAACGUCUCCUGGAGCCAAAUCAGAAGAAUUUAGGCUUAAAACAAAUCAAUUUGGCAAGAUAAUCUGCCCGGUAACAGAUAAUCUGCCCGGUAACAGGCUGCCAUGGGAUAGCCUUACUCUUCCAGGGGCUCCGUCCAAUCACAAGCACUUCUUCCUGCAGCUGGCCAAUAUGCUGUGCGUGUGUAAUUAGGGGGCGUGGUUUAACUCAGCUCUUCUUCAGUUUGGUUUUUCUUUUUAUUCUAUAAAUAUCUAUACACACACACACAGCCAGCAUUAAAGAAAAAUGAAUUUAAAUGAAAAAGUCUUAAAAAGAACUAAAAAAAAAAUCUGCAUGUGUUCGUGUUAGUGCGUUUUUUUCCAUAGAUGAUGUAGUUAGUGAGAAACAGACAAUAUAUUGUGAAACUUCCCAACAUCAGCCACUUCCCAGGUGCUGUUGGUUAGUUCGGACCCGUUCAGGCCCCACCAACAACCAGUUGUCUUCGUUUUCCAGCAUCUCUCCAUUCUUUUCUACUCGUUUUUCCUGCGACAACAAAUCGGAUCGUAUGUUCUAUAAGAAAAUCGGUUGUUCCUCGUCGAUGUGGAGAGACAAACUUGAACUAAUUUCCUUCUGAUUGGCUCUAGUCAGUCACAUCAUCAGAGAUGUUGUGACUGACUAGAGCCCAAAUGCCAAAGUUGAAGAGGAGCCCUGUGGAGAACAUGUUUGAAGGGGACUAUAAGCUGAAAGCAGCAGUAAUCAGGCUCAUCCUGGUCCAGAUGGCGACAUUCAGUCAAAUGAGCAGCGAAGGUUAGGAGGCUGUUCAGGAACAUGGCGUGGAUCUGGAGCUUCCAUCCUGGGGUGAAGCCAGUAUCAAAUAAAUGUUCAAACCAACAGACAUGAAAAUAAUUAGUGUUGUCAGCAGGUGGCGCUGUAGGCUAAAUCAUUUAGGCCUUUUUAGGACCAGCUUAUCAAAAACUGAUUUAGAAGCAGUUUAAGGAGAACAUUCAGGGAAAAAAGAUCCUGUCUGAAGGUCAGAAGUUCACAUCUCUUCCAUGUUUGCAGCUGGAUUCUGUCUUCUCAGUAUUAAUGUCUGGUGUUUUCCACCAAAGCAGUUCCAGGUCUAAACAACAGCUGGUUUUACAGCUCGUUUCCCGAUGGCUCUAUAAAGCCAAAUGUAUGUCUGGUUUUCCACAGUCAGCCAAUCAGCUCGCAGAUGCAUCAUCUGUAAAUGUCCGAUCCUCCAUCUGCUGGAUUCAGAGCUUCUGUGGAGGACCACUGAGCAGGGAGGAGUUUAUCUCUUCAUCCCUGCAUCAACAGUCUGAUCUGUGGAGGUCAGUGCUCUCUGCUCAGGUUGCUGCUUAUACAGUUAAGCCCAGAAAUAUUCAUACCCCUGGCAGGUUUGGUUUGUCUCUGAGGAAACAUUUAAAAAGGAAAUAUCUUUGUAAGCAUCACAGCAACAAGAGCCUUCUUAAAGCUGCGGAGCUUUUGGAAGUUCCCUCUGGAAUUCAGAUGGUUUGCUGAUAAGCUCCAACAUGGCUUAAAUUAGACAGAAUAAAAAAAACAAUUUAGUUUUGAUUGGUUGUUAAAGGAGGUUCUAUUCUCUGGUUCUGCCCGCAACUCGGCACAAAGACAGAACCAGUUUUAUGGAGCCAGAAUCUGUGCAUAUGGGGCUGGAAACCAAACAUCCAGUUUAGCUAAAUGCUGCGUUUCAUUAACCUCGGAAGAAGGAACUGAGAUGUCGGAAUUUACGUCAUCUCUGAGUUGCAGCAUUCCAGUUUCCCGCUUGUUUUCGUUUGUAACAGCAGCCUUACAACAAUAACUGACAAUAAACACCGUUCUAUGCGGAGUUUCUGCCUCUAAACAGCAUUGAAACAUCUCUUAUCAACUCUGAAAAGUAGUACGUACAUGACCAACUAAAUGUUGCAUAAAUAAUAAAGACCUGUUAAAAACGAUUUUCUUCUGGAGGCCUGUCAUUAUAUGACACCGUUUAUAUCCAUCCUUCAAAGCUGAGAUGAUUUGAGAAAGCUUUACCGUUAGCUGUAGCACAGGGUAAAAGGAAGCGGGAACAGACUCCGCGCAUGCGCUAUAGCCAACACAAAAACCACAUGGAAGGAGCCCAGAUGUCAGUCAAAUGGGCCGAUACGCUCAUUUAUUAAUUUUCAGCAUAGCGGGCCGCUACGGGAACCCUGGGUCUGGUGGAAAGUCUCCCACCUGUGACCACAGGAAGCCACUAGGGGGCAUGCCAGCAGAAACAGACCCAACAGAAUUUAGACAUUUCCAGGAUUGGAGGGAAAAAAGCAACGUAGUGUUCCAGUAGAUAAAGUGAGCCGUGCAGGUCACAUCUAGCUUUCUUCUGUACUUAGGAAGAACGGCUGAUACUGGAGAAACCGCAGAGCACACUUUCUAUCAAACUUGUUUCAUCAAAUGAGCAAAGAAACUUGAUGUGAGAAUGAAGGUUUUCUGCAGAUGUUUUGCUCAUUUGACAGAAUGUUGACCUUCCUGGGAGGUCAGUCCAUGCUCCUCCUCUUUCUGAUGACUUUUACACCUGUUGCUGGAAAAACGUUCCCUGAUUGUUUCCUCUGUUCCCAGAUCUGUGUAACGGGGAUGUAAAAUAUACAAUAUCUGCUUGCUCUUACAGAUGUAUUCUGUCAGUUUCCGUCCAGUUCCGGGUCCGACGCUGUGAUGGUGGAGUCGUUCCACUUGGGUCGGUUCAGUUCUCCUCUGUUCUUGCCUUUCCUUUAGCCGUGAGUUGGGCAUUAACUAUCUGCACUAAAUAUGAAAUAAUUAAUAAAGAAAUGAAAACAGCGUCCAGGUCGUUAAAUGACCGAUGGGAAUAAAAUAAAAAAGUUGCACGGACAUUUCUAAAGUGUCAAAAAUAAUCAGCCUUGCAUUAAUCAGACUUUGGGCUGAGUCUAUGUUACCAACUCAAUUUGCACCGUUUUUAAGGAAACAAAAGUGAGUGUGAAAGCAAUAGUUUGGGCAGUGUGUUUCGUUCCUGUGUUUGUCUGUUGAUUUAGUUUGUUCUGCAGCUCCUCCUACUGACCGGAGGGCAGCGCCGCAGGGCCUGACUGAGACACAUAUCUCUGUGUUGUAUAGUUUUAUUGAUUACACUGAUUUUAAAGCUGCCCUAUUUUAUAAUGCAGGACUUUUGUAACAAUGACGAAAUGAGGAAACUCUUGUGUUGUGAAUUUUCUGACUGUUUGUAUGGAGGCCGCGUUAUUAGAACGGGUUUGGUUUUCUUUCUGGAAACUGGAUUUAAGUUGAAAACUUUCCUGUUUCCUUCUUUUUCUUGGGUUUAAUGUAUUUAUGGACUUUUCCUCUGUUGAUAUACCAUAUUCCUGCUCUUCUAAAGCCCAGGGCACCGUGGUGAUCCGAGCAUUGUAAAUGGAUGUUACAGUAUGCUGUAUGUUCAGUGUUGAUGAAGCUAAAUUUAGUCAUUUGAAGAAAAAACAAAUGAGUUUUUUAUUUGAAGGAGUUUAGUUUUUAGGCCGGAGACAAUGACAUAGCCAGCCAAACGAUGCCCCGACUAUAAAUGCAUCAAGGCAUCUUUUUUUGUGUUCACCAUUCCAUGCAGAAAAAUAAACAGCUUGAUUAUGCAACAUGA